GUGGUAGCGCCCGGCUCCAGCUGACCGGCCUGGAAUCCCGGCUCCGAGCCCCGGACCCUCCGCUCCUAGCGACCCCCCGCCCCGGCCCCGCCGGAGACUCGGACCUGCCAUGGGAGACGCCGGCAGCGAGCGCAGCAAGGCGCCCAGCCUGCCGCCCCGGUGCCCCUGCGGCUUCUGGGGGUCCAGCAAGACUAUGAAUCUCUGUUCCAAAUGCUUUGCUGAAAAAAGAAAUCCACACAAUGAAAAAGAUUUCCAAAAGAAGCAGCCAGAUGAUGACUCCACUCCCAGUGCAAGCAACAGCCAAUCAGAUUUGUUCUCUGGAGAAACAAACAGUGACAACAGCAAUACCUCUCUUACUACGCAGACUGUUCACUCCAGCCAGCAACUUUCGACAGAACUGAAUGUAACUUCACUGAGUAAAGAGGAAUGUGGGCCAUGCACAGGUACACCUCAUGUCUCGUUAGGUACACCAACCAAAAGAUCCUGUGACUCUGAUUCACAGUCAGAGAGCGAGGCUUCUCCUGUGAAACGGCCACGGCUACUGGAGGACAGUAAUGACAGGCCUGAGGAAACCAGUCGAUCCAAACAGAAGAGCAGACGCAGGUGCUUCCAGUGCCAAACAAAACUGGAGCUAGUACAGCAGGAAUUGGGAUCAUGUCGCUGUGGUUAUGUGUUCUGUAUGUUACAUCGCCUGCCCGAACAACAUGACUGCACGUUUGACCACAUGGGACGUGGGCGCGAGGAAGCCAUUAUGAAAAUGGUGAAACUGGACCGGAAAGUAGGGAGAUCAUGCCAGCGCAUCGGCGAAGGGUGUUCCUGAGUGCGAGACUCUGCAACCAAAUGCUGUUCUUAGUUCACUAAUGUUAGCCUUAUUUAGGACAAAGUCAGCCAGACACCUUGUACUGGGCAAGUUUCAGACUACAGCCAAUCAGUUUCCUUUCUUUAGCCAACCGUCCUGGUACUGUAGUUUAGGGGUUGAUGGUGGUUGAAAUUGAUUUCUGGCUGGUUACAAAGGUGCCUGCUAGCCAAUGUAUAAAAUUAAAACAUGAAGAAAUAUUUUUUUGAGCAUGGCUAGUGGAUUUAAAACACAACAAAACAAAAAAUCCAAAGGCUUCUGUUAUUGCUGGAGUCAAACUCUAAAAGCCUUAUGCUGGAAACCUUCUAGCUGCAGAGUUAAAAUAAAUAGCUGAGUAGAAGCUGGUGUAAAAGUUUGCUAUGCACACGGCUUUCAGACAAACUGUGUUUAAUGUGCAGCCUUUCACCUCUUCACUUCUAGUAAAUCCUGAAGAGGUGAAACUCCACUAAAAGCAGCAGUGGUAGCUGCUAAGCCCGGAAGACCUGACUGGUCAUCCGUGCCUUCAUCACGUGUGGCUCUUGAGGUUAGGCAAUGUCACCAGCAUCAGGGAUUCUGUUGGGGAGGGAACAUCUUUCUGAUUCUUCCCAGGAAGCCAAAAAGAGAGGAGGACAGAGAUUCUUAUGAAAAAAAUUUAUAUCUAACUUGCUGCAGAGAUCCUGUUUUUCUUCAUUUAAAUUAUGGUGAUCUCAUUUUAAAGCUGGUUCCAUCCUAGAGCAGUAAACAGUGUAUAUUCUCUACAUGGCAUCCAUAGAAUUUCUAAGCGUUGUUUGACCAGAUUCCACGGUUGUUAUGUAUGCUGACCAGUGCUGCCAUUCCCACCGGCCGAAACCUGAUUGGCUCUUGUUUGCCUUUUGCUAAGUGCAGGUAUCUGAUAAUUGAUCAAAUAAGGCUAAUUCACAGCACAGUAGCCAAGGCUGGAUUCUACAGACUGACUUUCUGUAGCUAGACAUAUAUAUUGGGGGGGGAAAGGACAUAUUGUAGCAAACAGAAUUCAGUAACAGUAUUGGGGAACAACCAGGAAAGCAUCCCUCAUCAGCUUGAGUUUUAACAAGAUAAUCAAAUGGGCUAUGUCAGCCUUGUUUCUAUGCAGCUCGAUGCUCUCAUGAAAAUCUCUGCCCGCAUAUAUUGCAAAGCAAGUGAAUGUGAAAUGCAUUACAUGGAAUAGAAAACUUUGGAUCUGUUGUUUAGACUUAUGCGCGCUUUCACACUGAGCCACAUAGAGCUGAACUGCACAGAUCUUGUUAGUUUGUAGCAGAAAAAAAAAAGAGAGAGAAAAAAAAAUCAGCAUGUCUCCUGCUGCAGACAAAGUUUAUGCAGGUCAAGAGGAUUCAUGCUGAUUUGUCUCAGUAGUCCUAUGUGGAUAUGGUUCCCUGACCCAAGUUAGUAAAGCAUUAACAAUCAGGUAGUUUAGUAGAAAAACUGGGAUGGGGGGGAGGAUUUUGUAUAGUUUUGAAAAAUUGGGCUUGUGUAAAACUUCCAAGGGGUGAAGUAGCAUAUUGUCACUCCAAUAAUGGUGUGUGGGGAAAGAGAGCUUAAAUAAGUCCUCCUUUUUUCUGCAUGUGUUAAAGGUAAAUAAUUUCAUACAUGCCAAAUUAAUUUUUAGUUUGGUAGCCAGAUCAAACCAUUUGAUGAGACAUUUUUUUAAAAAUACACUCAGCAUCAGACUGUAUUAGUGUGAUUUAAUCAUGAAGUAAAUCAGAAAUGUUCCAUCAUUUGUAAAAUGCAAGCUAUGUAAACCAAACUAUUUUUUUAUUAUUCAAGGUUAUGGAAUCAGCAACAAAAUUUCCAGCUGUAUUUUCAGGAAAUGGUCCCACUCCAUCCUGGUGACAAGGCAAUCUGAGGAUAUUUUUAACACUUGCCAUGAAGAGUUUAAAAACCAUGGAUUUCAGCUGUUGCUGAGAUACGCACUUUCUUUUCCUCUAAAAUCAUAGCAUAGUCUUUGGUGGACAUUCUGAUUGACACACAAGACUCCUCCGCAUUAAUACUGAUGAUGCUGUUUAUCCCUCCUACUCCUUUAACCCUGUUAUAAAUGCACAGUUGGUUUCAAGGUGGCUCUUAAGAGAACACUACUCAAAGUUCAUGUGGAUUAUGGGCAAUAUUCACUUUAAAAAAAAAAGUGGGGGGAGAGGUUGUUCCUUCUGCAGUAUCUGUUCUGUGAAGUUUGUUAAACGUAAAGAAAGCUUAAGUUCUUGUAUCUUUAAAGAAAAUCUUAUUUAACCCUUUUGUGUUCUAGAUUUACUUACACAUGUAGCCUAGUGCUCAGUUUUAGUUUAACAUUGUGAAAAUAUUAAAAGACUCUUGUAACUUUAUUCUUUUUCCUCCUGCUAAAAAAAAAAAAAUUAAACCAAUCAGACUAAAGUUUGAA
Messenger RNA from Caretta caretta (loggerhead turtle), 3221 nucleotides. It is a transcript of the gene ZFAND3, whose product is annotated as zinc finger AN1-type containing 3. NCBI's taxonomy places the organism in Eukaryota, Metazoa, Chordata, Testudines, Cheloniidae. Gene Ontology annotation, molecular function: DNA binding; zinc ion binding. The record is from RefSeq and is a predicted model, not a curated record.